Talpa occidentalis (Iberian mole) is the source of this 4044-nucleotide messenger RNA. RefSeq names its product eukaryotic translation initiation factor 2 subunit alpha (gene EIF2S1). NCBI's taxonomy places the organism in Eukaryota, Metazoa, Chordata, Mammalia, Eulipotyphla, Talpidae. Gene Ontology annotation, molecular function: ribosome binding; RNA binding; translation initiation factor activity. Gene Ontology annotation, cellular component: eukaryotic translation initiation factor 2B complex; multi-eIF complex; eukaryotic 48S preinitiation complex. The record is from RefSeq and is a predicted model, not a curated record.
CCCUCCAGUUCCCAAGCGGCUGCGCCAAGUGCUGCGCGCGCAGAGCGAAAGAACAGACGAGUACGCGCCUUCUCUUCCUCUACUUGUCACCUUUGGUCACAGCGCCACCUCAUGGUCGGCUGAAGCUUUGAGAGAAGAUUCAUGCCUCAGGGACGAGGAAUCAGACUCUUACCCCUUCCUCGUGCUUUGAGGUUACUUAGCAAGAAAUAAAGCCAGGGAGGAAACGUACUUUUCGGAUUCUCCUAUGAUCCACGUUCUUCCUGUUCUCGGAGGACCUAGACUCUAUGGUCAGUGGCGAAGAGGGGCCCUUACUCUAUCGGCGCUUGCGUGAGGCGAGGUGGUUCCGCAUGCGCCGUGGGGUCUAGCGAAGCGCACGCUGGAGAGGCUCGGCGGCUGCUGCGGGCGGAUCAGGUCUGAUCUCUCCGAUUAAAGCGAGCGGCGGGGGACCCUGUUGCGGGAGUCACACACAUACCUCAGAAUGCCGGGUCUAAGUUGUAGAUUUUAUCAACACAAGUUUCCGGAGGUGGAAGAUGUAGUGAUGGUGAAUGUCAGGUCCAUUGCUGAAAUGGGGGCUUAUGUUAGCUUGUUGGAAUACAACAAUAUCGAAGGCAUGAUUCUUCUUAGUGAGUUAUCCAGAAGGCGAAUCCGUUCUAUAAACAAGCUCAUCCGAAUUGGCAGGAAUGAAUGUGUGGUUGUCAUUAGAGUGGACAAAGAAAAAGGCUAUAUUGAUUUGUCAAAAAGAAGAGUUUCUCCAGAGGAAGCAAUCAAGUGUGAAGAUAAAUUCACCAAGUCCAAAACUGUUUAUAGUAUUCUUCGUCAUGUUGCUGAGGUGUUAGAGUACACCAAGGAUGAGCAGCUGGAAAGCCUGUUCCAGAGGACUGCCUGGGUCUUUGAUGACAAGUACAAACCUGGAUACGGUGCCUAUGAUGCGUUUAAGCAUGCUGUCUCAGAUCCAUCUAUUUUGGAUAGUUUAGAUUUGAAUGAAGAUGAACGGGAAGUACUCAUUAACAAUAUUAAUAGGCGUUUGACCCCACAAGCUGUCAAAAUUCGAGCAGAUAUUGAAGUGGCUUGUUAUGGUUAUGAAGGCAUUGAUGCUGUGAAAGAAGCCCUGAGAGCAGGUUUGAAUUGUUCUACAGAAACUAUGCCCAUCAAAAUUAAUCUAAUAGCUCCUCCUCGGUAUGUGAUGACUACAACAACCCUGGAGAGAACAGAAGGCCUCUCUGUCCUCAAUCAGGCUAUGGCUGUUAUCAAAGAAAAGAUUGAGGAAAAGAGGGGUGUCUUCAAUGUGCAAAUGGAGCCCAAAGUGGUCACAGACACAGAUGAGACUGAACUUGCAAGGCAGCUGGAAAGGCUUGAGAGAGAGAAUGCAGAAGUGGAUGGAGAUGAUGAUGCAGAAGAAAUGGAAGCCAAAGCUGAAGAUUAACUUUGUGGAAAACAAGAGUCCAGUUUAAGGAAUACAAAACAGCCCUUCUUGCUGUAAACCCUAGACUUGAAAGUUUUCCAGUAUUGAAAACUUCAAAGCUGAAUAUUUUUUAUUUCCAAGUAUUUAAAUGUUCCAACAGACCAAAUGCCCUCCUGAAUGCCAGCUGUUUUCACACAUUAGCUCCAACACAUUGAGCACUUUUUGAGGGAGUGGCUUGAUUUUACUAGAGACAAAUAUUUAAAAGUCAUAAAAUUGGGCUUGUGAUUCCCAUUUCUGAUGUCUCCAGAUUGGCACCCCUUUGUAGUUUAGUGCCUCCAUGAGAUUUCCAGAGGCACCCAAAGCAAAUAGUCUGAACCUUUCUAUAUAAAAUGUAUCAAGCAAACAUUAAAUAAAUUUCUGGGAUAUUUAACUAUAGGCUUCUUCCUUCUUGUCACCAGUUAAAAGCGUUAUGAAUACUAAGACCUCAUUCUCUUAUCUUCAUUUUAGUCUAGAUGUGUGGGCAACUGGCCAAAGGAUUGAUGCAGCAGAUCCUUUCAAAGGGGUUAGAGAAAGUACAGUUAAAGCGGAGUCUUCAGGGGGAAAAAGCCUUAAAAUGCAGUUAAAGACAUAUUGGUUGUGUGCCUUUUACCUAUUUGAGAUUGAUGACAUCUGGUAGGAGGGACAAAUAAUCACACUGUACUGAGCUGCUUGUCUUGAGUUUGUAAUUCAGGCUAGUAAAUUAUGUUUUGGUUUUUGCUGCUUUAAUUUAGUUGUUUUAAGUAUCACCAUCCAACUUUUGAUUUUUUUUCCUUUGGACUAUUCACUAGGUGCCACCUAGAGCUUCAGUUCUCUUUAUAAUAGAAUAAGGAUCUUUUUGAACACAAUUACAAUUUUUCUACAUGUUUUCAUCAUUUUUAUCUUUAGGAGCUAAUAUUUUAAAGUACACAAAGGUAAAUUCCAUAGAUAACAAACACGUUUUGAAGUCACAGUUAACAGUAGUCAGGGUGUAGAAAGUCGAGUUCCUUUGGUCUGCUUUAAAAUUUAAGCUCUAGGAUAACUGAGGUAUUAAAUAUAUAUUAAUUUUAGUAAUUAUUCAUAGAAGGAUAUCUAACUAUUUAGGAGAUUAAAACUAACUCACCCUAGUCAAUCCAAAGCUAGACUUAACUAUUAAAGGGACUGGAAAAGAGUGUGUUGGCAAGAUAGGUAGUGCCAUUUGUAAAGGUGUAUCUGUUUAAUUUAGUGGCCUCUACUAGCUUUUUAAAUCCAAAAGUCUAACUCCAUAUAGCCAUUUCCACGAGGGAGCUAUAUCUAGGUCCCAUACUGGGAGUUUAGAGGAAAAUCUUGGCUGUACUCAAAAUUGGCGCAUAAUUUUCACUUUUGUCUUUUUGAGGGGUCAAAAGACAAAUCUAAAAGCUUACAGCAUCAAGAAUGUCAUCAAAAUAUAACAGGUGCUCCUUAAAUAUUUGCUGUAAGUAGGAGAAUGGAAUUUUUACUUAGCUUACGGGUUUUUUAAUUACUUCAAAAGCCAUAACUGUUGAGAGAGAUUGUUGGCCUGCAUGGUGAGUGAUUUUAUUCCAUGCAGGCCUUCUGUUCAGUUCAACCACAAUUUUGCAGAUUUGACACUUCACAGGAAAAGCUCAAUCAAUACCUCACUGAUACCGUGGAGAGAAUUAACUAAACUUCAAGUAUACUUACACUCUGCUGAUUGAAAAGUAUCACUUGCAGAUAGGUUUGCACCUGCUCCAAAUAACUUGAGGAUCAGAUUGGUGGACAGUUGACUAGCUUAAAACGCCAAUCUUGGAUCUUUUCCCACCAAAGCCUCUUCCUUGAUAAUAGACAAUUUCAUCUCUACAUUCUGUGUUUGAAUAAAAUAAAGUGGUUGUCAGCUAAUUAGCUAUAGUUUGGGUCUCAGUUAUCACAUUAAUUGAAAAUGAUCAUGAAGAAAAUAUGACCAUUCAAAACCACUGUUCAUGUUUUAUAGCAAAACGAGACCAAUAUCUGUGGAUAAUCCUGGAACACUGGAAACUUGCAGAGUCAUGCUAAGCAGUACAAUUAGUUAUUCUUCAGCUGCCACACUUUCAAACAUUCCUGACCCAACUACAUUAACAUCAAGAACAAUUAAAAUGCUUUGGGAUUUUAAAAAUUCAAGUGCUAGUACUUUGGCAAGAGUUAUUGCCUCAUUUGCCUUGAAGUGAAGUUCAACUACUUUACAAUGCGUGAAGAUUCUGCUCUCAUACAGAGUGGGGCGCAGUUGUGCCAAUUUGGAGUCCAGACAAAUUCAGUUCAUGUCAAUGCCUAUUGAUAUUCAAAAAGCAAUAAGGAAACUAAUUCCAGGGACGUUAGACCUUGAAAUGCCGAAUGGGAAAUGGUGCUUUAAAAGGCAGUCUUACAAUGUAAGAAAUAAAGUAGAACCUCACUAGCUUGGAAUUCCUGAUCCUUUAGGUUUUCAAGACAAGAUUAAGAGGACACAAUUCAAACUAAGAAAUUUUUACUUAAGCACUUUGGAAGUAUCUAUUCCCCUUAAAUGUAAGUUACAUAUCUUACCUAUUCAUUAAAAGAAGUCUAAGCACUUGUACUUGGCAGGAAUGCUAGCAGUGACUUGUGCCAGAUGACUGUAUGAACUUGAAAAUAAUAAAAAUGUU